Molecule: messenger RNA, 1740 nt
Organism: Penicillium argentinense
Lineage: Eukaryota; Fungi; Ascomycota; Eurotiomycetes; Eurotiales; Aspergillaceae
Product: fungal specific transcription factor domain-containing protein
Exons: 1
Coding region: 1-1740 (579 amino acids)
Biological process (GO): regulation of transcription by RNA polymerase II; DNA-templated transcription
Cellular component (GO): nucleus
Molecular function (GO): RNA polymerase II cis-regulatory region sequence-specific DNA binding; zinc ion binding; DNA-binding transcription activator activity, RNA polymerase II-specific
Source: RefSeq, a predicted model, not a curated record
AUGAAAGAAAACCCUUCGGCUUCCCGAUUUCAAGAAUAUCUGUCAGUAAAACGUCACAAGCGCUGCCGGCGACCUGCGACGGCGCAUUGCGUUCAAAGCUCGUCGGGUCAACAAAAGGCUCGCUUUGUCGAUUUGUUGCCUAGUCGUCAGCUCGCAGACUUUCUUGUCAAUCUGUAUCUCUCAACCUACGAGACCACGUUUCGGGUGGUGCACGUGCCCUCUUUUCUCCAAGAAUGGACAACCUUCUGGAACUCCGGGUUGGAAUUUUCGGACAGAUCCUGCGCGACUGAGAUUCUCCUUGCGAAAGCCUUGACAAUGAUGGCCUGCGCAAGUUGUCUCGCGGAUGACACUUCUCUUGUAGCCGCGGGCUCGGAUCGGACAUCACUCUCGCAAAUCUCCCAUAACUGGCUGCAAGCUGUAGCAUUGUGGUUGGGCUCGAUCCCAGAACAUGCUCGUCUCAAUCUCCACGUUAUGCAAGUCAAAUGUUUGUUGGUGACAGCUCGCCAAGCCAUCGCAUGGGACGGUGAUCUCGUCGGUGUAAUGGCAGGCUCACUGAUACGGGAGGCAGUGAUGAUGGGUCUGCAUCGCGACCCAACACUCUCCCCAAACAUGACCCCGUAUUGGGCCGAGAUACGCAAACGCCUAUGGUUGACUGUUGUUGAGAUUGAGCUUCAGGCGUCGCUACAUUUGGGCAUUCCUUUGGCGCUCUCGUGGGAAGACUUUGACUGCCCUCCUCCUUCAAAUGUCGAAGAUAAUGACUUUUCAUUCAGCUCUACCUCCAUGGCUCCGGAGCGAGGCAUUUCAAUUCUUACAAAGACCACUUUCCAGAUUGUUCUAGCACAGAGUCUACGAGUUAGGAUGGAAAUUGCCAGAUUGAUCAACCGCGCUCGGCUAGCCUUGAACCCGAAUGAAAUCAUGAGUCUCAGUGAUUCUCUGGCAAGGAGCUUGGCUGAAGCCCCCGCGCAGCUCCGCGAUGAUCCCGGGUCAGAUGACACCAGUAAAAAUGCUUUUCAAAGAUCAUUUUACCUCUUCCUCAUGUGGCGUUCCAUGCUGGCUCUUCAUCGGCCCGUAUUAUUGAACCAUGCCGAUGUGGAGAAGGAAAUCUACUCUGUCUCGCGAAUUAAUUGCGUCCAAGCUAGCGUGGCCUUGUUGGCGCAAUUGGAGUUUCUAUCGGAGAUCUCUGCUGAUAUGUCACCUCGCCCUGGUGAUAUCGUUCUCCCACACGUACUGCGCUUGAAAGGCGGGCUAUUUCAGGAUGAUAUUUUUCAUGCCGCGAUUACUGUCUGCUUGGAACUUCGUCUCCAGCUCAAGGACAGCCAAAUCUCGCUGCCCCCGGGCCUCAUCGCAAAUUUAGUCAGCCAAAGUGCGCUAUAUCAACGCAAGGCGUUGCUUCAAAGCAUCGAAAAUGCUCUAAGGUACUUCGAGAACAAGGUCCGAUCGGAGGCCCGCGCAUGCAAAACCUUCACCAUUCUAUGCAUACUCUACAUGACCUUAGAAACCAAAUUUGCCACAGGCUCUACGCCUGUGACCGGUGGAGGUGCACCAUCAACACAGAAGUCAUUGACUAUAGACGAGGCUUGCCCACUGGCUUCCCGUCGCUGCCUAGAUUUACUACAGAGUCACAAGCAUCAUCUCCACCAGGACCCCAGUCACGAUGCAAAUAACGACGCGCCUUCGUUGAAUGUGAGACAUUGUCAUAUUCCUCGGUAUCUGGCAUACUUUGUAAAAUCCGAAUGCUGA